Messenger RNA from Mucor mucedo, 678 nucleotides. Its product is annotated as 30S ribosomal protein S4. Gene Ontology annotation, cellular component: small ribosomal subunit; small-subunit processome; Mpp10 complex. The coding region runs from base 16 to 561 and encodes 181 amino acids. The record is from RefSeq and is a predicted model, not a curated record. NCBI's taxonomy places the organism in Eukaryota, Fungi, Mucoromycota, Mucoromycetes, Mucorales, Mucoraceae. Gene Ontology annotation, biological process: rRNA processing; translation. The transcript has 3 exons. Gene Ontology annotation, molecular function: snoRNA binding; rRNA binding; structural constituent of ribosome.
AAAAAAGAUACACAAAUGAGACAGUUGAAGCAUCAUGAACAAAAGCUCUUAAAAAAGGUCGACUUUUUACAAUGGAAGAAGGAGGAUUCCAUGCGUGAAAUGAAGGUGAUUCGUCGCUACUUUCUUCAACAACGAGAAGAUUACCACAAAUACAACAAAUUAGUGGGUAGUAUUAGAAGUUUGGCCAACAAGAUCUCACUUUUAGAUUCUCGCGAUCCUUUCCGUAGUGCACAAGAAAAGGCUUUGUUAGAGAAAUUAUACAAUAUGGGUAUCUUGACCUCCACCACUAAAUUCUCAGACACUCGUAAAGUCACCGUGUCUGCCUUCUGUCGUAGACGUUUGCCCAUUGUCAUGUGUCGUUUAAAGAUGGCAGAGACUGUCAAGGAAGCAGUUACAUUUGUUGAGCAGGGUCAUAUUCGUGUCGGUCCUCAAACCAUCAACGAUCCUGCCUUCUUGGUGAAUCGCUCCAUGGAAGAUUAUGUCACUUGGGUUGAUACUUCAAAGAUCAAGAGAAAGAUUAUGAAAUACAACGACAAGUUGGACGAUUACGAUCUCUUGUAAAUUUCUUAUUCUCAUUUUUAUAUAUAAUCCCACGCAUCCCCCUUCAAAAAACAGAACGUUGAUCUCUCCAUUCAGCUACAGUGCUUUAGAAAUAAAUUGGCCCUUUUUUUUAAUCUU